AUGCCACCUGAGAAGCGCGCCACGUUCGACGCUCCUGCCGCGAAUGGAGCGAAGCGACAAAAAGUAUCACCCGUUGCAAAGAGCAACGAACGCAUUGAGACUGACACCAAGGCUGUUGAUCUCACGGCGCAUAACGCCCUACAAUCUCGCCUGUUGUAUCUACCAGCGGAGCUUCGCAAUGCGAUCUGGACGCUCGUCUACGGCGAUAUGAUGGUGGUGGUGGACUCCACGAGCCACACGCCUGAGAAUGAACGAUCUGUCAAGUUGACUUUCGACACCUACGAGGAGGCCUCAGGUGAGGAGUUCCUGCCAGUCGCUCGUGCCAGCGCACCGAAGCUCGUCUGCAGACAAUUCUGGGCCGAGACGUCUUCAGUUUUCCUCGACUCUUGCACAGUGAGAACAGCAUCCGGCGAAGCUUUCCGUGCGCUCGCAUUGUCAAAACAACCGAUUGUGCAACGUGUCCGAAAACUCAUCAUCACAUCUAAGAAGAUCCGGGCUUGGGACUUUCCUCGCUCUUGGGCUAACUAUUUUACGUCUUCGAUUGUCGGCCGCUUCAGGAACCUUCAGGGAGUAGGGUUGUACACAAGCGUCUAUUACCACGAUGGUCUCUAUCAGACUGAUGUUCUGAACGACGCCGUAUGGAAGUCGAAAAAGCUUCCAGCCAUCAUUCGAUCCUUCCAACAACACAAGUUGCACCCAGCUCUCACUUCUGUCAACUACAUCACUUGCGAGCACUCGUAUGAUGUUGAAGACGAGAAGCCUAUAUUGGUGGGCGAGGCCAUUCGCACAGAGCUUCUGAAGUACCAUCCUCGACGCUUGUCCAGGCGAGGAAAAAUCGAGGAUGAGGACGAUGUUUGA
Ascochyta rabiei is the source of this 858-nucleotide messenger RNA. RefSeq lists its product as uncharacterized. The record is from RefSeq and is a predicted model, not a curated record. The coding region runs from base 1 to 858 and encodes 285 amino acids. Lineage: Eukaryota; Fungi; Ascomycota; Dothideomycetes; Pleosporales; Didymellaceae. The transcript is spliced from 2 exons.